Purpureocillium takamizusanense is the source of this 2261-nucleotide messenger RNA. RefSeq names its product mitochondrial inner membrane protein required for protein import (gene TIM50). Lineage: Eukaryota; Fungi; Ascomycota; Sordariomycetes; Hypocreales; Ophiocordycipitaceae. The record is from RefSeq and is a predicted model, not a curated record. The transcript has 2 exons. Gene Ontology annotation, molecular function: phosphoprotein phosphatase activity. Bases 198 to 1757 code for a protein of 519 amino acids.
GCUUCGUCAAAUCGUCAGUCGACUUCGGGCCUUCAGUCUGACAAGGCACGCCCCCCGUCCUACAGCAUCGCCGUCGACGCACAAGCCAACGCUCAUCCCGCCAUGAGCUCCUGAGCAUCGUCAUCAUCCCCAUCAUUCCUUAAUCCUGACAUAGUUGGAAUCGCGCGCAAUUGUGUCGCCGACACGCGCCGCCCACGAUGCUCUCGCGACUGGCCCUCGCCCCGCGGCUGGCCACGGCGGCAGCCCGUCUCUCGCGGCCGGCCGUCUCGCCUAUUGUGCGCGCACGUGCUGCAGCGCCUCUCUUGCCGUGGGCGAGGUCCUUUGCGGAUAAGCCCAAGCAAAGCGGCAAGCAGCCGUCCUCGUCGAAGCCCACUCCCCCCGACUCGGCGGCCGAGAGCUCGGGCGAUGCCGCGCCCAAGGAAGCACAACCCAAGGACGAGCCCGAGCAAAUACCCUUCGACAAACUGCCCGACCUGACGCAGGGCAUUCCGUCUACCCUCGAUCAGGAGAUGUCGAGCCGUCGUGGGCGCGCGGACUCGGCUCUCGAGGCCGUCGAGCCGGAGGCCGAGGGGCGGGGCGGUCGCGGAGGGCGUCGUGAUGAGUACGUGUCGACGAGCGAGCGCAAUCGCCGCUGGUGGACACGCUUCCUCCUGGCAACAACCGCGGCCGGCGGCGCCCUCAGCCUAGUCUACAUGGGCCGCGACUGGGACGACGUCAUCGAGGCCCAGCGACACCCCGACAUCCCCAAUGGCUGGGGCAUCUCCCUGUGGUGGCAGCGCGUCCGGGCUCGCAUGGGCGAGUCUGUCUCCUACUACCAGGACCCGGCGUUUGACAAGCUGCUGCCCGACCCGGACCCGAGCUUCGAGCGCCCCUACACGCUGUGCCUGAGCCUCGACGACCUGCUCGUCCACAGCGAAUGGUCGCGCGAGCACGGCUGGCGCGUCGCCAAGCGCCCCGGCAUGGACUACUUUGUGCGCUAUCUGAGCCAGUACUAUGAGCUCGUUCUCUUUACCACGGUACCUUUUGCCAUGGGCGAACCCAUUGUCCGCAAGCUUGACCCCUUCCGCUUCAUCAUGUGGCCCCUUUACCGCGAGGCCACCAAGUAUGAGGACGGCGAGAUUGUCAAGGACCUCUCCUACCUCAACCGCGACCUUUCCAAGGUCAUCAUCAUCGACACCAAGGCCUCGCACGUCCGCAAGCAACCCGAAAACGCCAUCAUCCUCGACCCAUGGAAGGGCGAGGCCAAGGACCAGGACCUCGUGGGCCUGAUCCCCUUCCUCGAGUACAUCCAUACGAUGCAGUACUCGGACGUGCGCAAGGUGCUCAAGUCAUUCGAGGGCAAGCACAUCCCGACCGAGUUUGCGAGGCGCGAGGCGAUUGCGCGCAAGGAGUUCAACAAGCAGCUCGAGGCGCAAAAAUCGAAGCACUCGAAGCCGUCGGGCAUGGGCGCGCUGGGCAACCUCCUGGGCCUCAAGCCCAGCAACAUGAGCAUGACGAUGGCGGCCGAGGGCGAGCAGAACCCCACGGAGGCGUUUGCGCAGGGCAAGAUGCUGCAGGACCUGGCGCGCGAGCGGGGCCAGCGCAACUACGAGCUGCUGGAAAAGGAGAUUCGCGAGAACGGCGAGAAGUGGCUCAAGGAGGAGCAGCAGGCCAUGGAGAAGGCGCAGCAAGAGGCCAUGAACAGCAUGAUGGGCUCCUUUUCCGGGUGGUUCGGGCCCAAGCCCGAGGCCGGCGCCGGCGGCGACAAGAAGGCCUAGGCGGCGCGUAUGCCUUUCUUCUCUCCACUAAUCACGUUGUACUUGUAGCAAAAGAAGAACCCGAGCGGCUGGAGGUUUGCCCUCCGACGAUGCGGAGUCAGAAGCCAGGCCAAGCCGCGGAAAAAAAGGUGGGAUGGGCACAUAGAAUUGCAUUGCUGCGGGCUGGUGGGCAUCACCAAACAGCCCCCUGCACGGACGGGGCAUUGUCGAAUAUUUUUGUAUACUAGGGGUAAGGUACGACUGAAUGAAGGCAUCUAUCCAGUUUGUGGACGAGGAUGCGUCUGCUUUGUUCUGCGGGGCCUCGACGGGUUCGGCAUGGUAGAGUUGGGGUUCGCGACGCCAUGCGCCAUCACAAUGUCGAAUCGAUGCGUUUCUCGCCGCGCUCUGUCCAGGGUAUCAACAGCAUUACUCCCUCGGCUCAGUCCGUCGAGCACUUCCAUACUCAAAAGCUCUCCUUGCUUCCAAUCGUUGCUCGCUAUGCAGUCUCGUCAUCCUUGUCUCCCC